Schizosaccharomyces cryophilus OY26 is the source of this 1889-nucleotide messenger RNA. Its product is annotated as metaxin. Gene Ontology annotation, biological process: mitochondrion organization. Lineage: Eukaryota; Fungi; Ascomycota; Schizosaccharomycetes; Schizosaccharomycetales; Schizosaccharomycetaceae. The coding region runs from base 357 to 1700 and encodes 447 amino acids. The transcript has a single exon. The record is from RefSeq and is a predicted model, not a curated record. Gene Ontology annotation, cellular component: SAM complex.
AUUCCUUUUUUUCGUCCUUCAUCUCAUCACCUGUCCUAAAAUUCCAUUUUUGUUACAAUCUCUCCUAUAAAAUCACUGUAUUCCAUUAUACUAUUUCAUUUUCUUUUUACUCAUCAACUGUGCUUUCUCAUUAUAUCUAAUUCUUUAUAGCAUUCCGGGUAACAGAGCAUUGUUACUCAUACCAAAGGACAAGGUAAGUUUCUUGCAAGAUCGUGUUUCUUCCUGAAUUGGUCUUGGUGUAGAAAGAAUCGAAAAAUUCCCAUUCAGCAUUCUAUUUCUUCUACUAAUAUUCAGAUUCAUAACAUCUGAAUUUUCGGAGCGGUUCUGAAAGUAGAAACCUUCAAGUCGCUAACAAUAUGCUGCAGUUAUUCGUUUAUGGUCCGGGACUUGGCUUACCAAGUUUAGAUCCAAGUUGCUUAGCAGCUAUCUUGUACUGUUCACUUGCUGUUCCUAAAGAUGAGUUUGUAAUUUAUCAAACCGCAAAUGCCAGUAUGAGUCCGACGCAAAAGCUCCCCGCCUUGUGGGACGGACAUGCGUGGAUAGGAUCGUUAAAAAACGUUUUAUUUUAUUUGAAGCAGAAAGGAUACGAUCUGGACAACGACUUAGACAAAGAGGCCAUCAGUAAAAUUACCGCGUUUUCUUGUCUUUUGGAGAGAAAUGCUUAUGAUUUAUGGCUUUUCAAAGCCUAUGUGUGCGAAGACAAUUAUGUUCGUGUCACGCGUCCCGAGUGGUCCAAGGUGCUUGGAUUUCCUUAUAACUAUUUGACUCCGAAUGCAUUUCAAAAACACGCAAAAGAGCGCCUGACCUUGACACUAGGAAUUAGUGAUGAUAAAACCUCUUACGAAGCUUCAAGAAUGCCAAUUUCCCAUAGAUGGACAAAUGCCUCUCGCCAGAAACAAGCAUUGUUACAAGCCCAGGCUUUUCGGAUUAGAAUGUCUUCUCUUGCUCGACAGCUGUACGGCUCAUUGGAACUUUUGAUUGGCGAUUCUGAAUUUUUAUUUGGUGAAAAUCCUACUUCUCUUGAUUGUCUCCUCUAUGCCUUCCUUUCUUUCCACACGCUUACCGAAAACUUUGACCAAUUAACCUUACGAAGUACAAUGCAAUCGUCUGCCCCGAAGUUGUUUCAUUUGCUCGAAUCCUUAAAAGCAAGAUGGUUCCCAUCUUCUCCUUCAAAUGGCUUACUCUCUAAAGUUUCCAUCGAAAAGCAACCUCAAAACCUUCUAGCUCUAGCGCGACUUGCAUGGAACAACGUGUCUACAAAAGUUGAAGAAGCCAAGGCUUCUUUCCGUAACGUUUCUAUUUCUCCUCAAAAGCGGGUAUCGUUGGCUAGAAAUGGUUUUUUCAUUCUCGCUUCCACUUUUGGCUUUGUUUGGUUCGUUUUAGCAAACGGCAUAGUAGUCAUUGAAAGCGAAGAAGAUGCGGAUUUGGAUGACUUGAGAGAGGAACCAUUCCCUACGCCAAAGACUGAAUUUAGGUCCGAAAAAACAGAUCAAGCUCUAGAUGACGAAGUUAGAGGCGAAGCUUCUUCACAGCCAGAAGAAAAAGAGAAUGAUGGCUUGCAAACCCCUUCUAUGUCAGCAGAAGAUCUUUUAUUCGGUUUUGAAGGUGAAGACGAAGACGGUUAUGACGAUUGGGAAGAAGAGGAAAUGGAUGAUGAAGAGGAGCAGGAUUUUGAUGAAGCUGAUGCUGAAAUAGCUUAAUUGAAAACUUACGGAAUGGAAAAAGAUCUCAUUUUUGGGUAAUGACACAGAUUUCCAGGUUACUUCUAUUUUAUUUUCCAUAAGAGUAGCUAUGGAAUUAAUAACGCUUGUUAAGAGUCAAAUCAAAUAUAAAUAAAUAUAUAUAUAAAAUAUAAUCGUUAAUAAUACAAGGUAAAAAAGAGUGUACUU